UUACUAUGACGACCAUUCAACUAGUUAUCUUAAUCAACAAAUAUGAUUGCCAAUUAUCUUUUUCAUUUUGUUAAAUCGUUAAUACUGAGUUACUCAGAGAAAACCACACAUACAAUUUUAAAGCAUUCAAAUAUAAAGCUAAAAGCAUUUACACAAUUAUUCGUUUUAAAUAAUGCUUAGAAACGAUUUAUAAUCAACUUUGAGGUACAUACUUACUCUUUCGUUAUAAGCCAUUGGUCUAGAAUAUUUUCAAUUGUGAUAGGUUCAGAGUAAGCAUAAGCCUCGUCGAACUAUAACGAAGAUGUGCGACAGCAACUCCUUGAAAUGCUGACAUUUACAUAGAUACAUAUAUAUAUAUAUAUGCUAAUCGUGUAUAAUUUGUAGAAAUGAUACUUACUAUGAAUUGAUUUUCUAGUUACAAGAAUUCGUAAGAAACCUUAACUAUCUCAAAAUAUGACUGUUGGUAAUCAAACUUCUGUAUUUGUCUCUGGUGCAACUGGGUACAUUGCCCAACAUAUCAUCGCCCAACUUCUCAGCAAAGGAUAUAAAGUUGUUGGAUCGGUUAGAUCUGAAGGAAAAGGUGACGGGUUGGCAGAAACUUUUAAAAACUCGAACUUUUCCUAUGAAGUAGUUCCUAUUUUAGAAAAGGAAGGUGCUUUUGAUGAAGCUUUAAAAAAGCAUCCAGAAGUAACUGUUUUCUUACAUACCGCUUCACCCUUUACCUAUACUGUUGAAGAUAAUGAAAGGGAUAUUUUGAUUCCAGCCAUACAAGGAACUAAGUCAGUUCUAGAGUCUAUAAAGAAAUAUGCUCCACAGAUUACUAGGCUUGUAUAUACCAGUUCAAGUGUUGCUACUGGUACUGUUGCUGAAAUUACUACACCCGGCUUCAGUGGUGGGGAACAUACCUGGAAUUCCACUAGCUAUGAGGAUGCUAAGAAAGAUAGUGUUCUGGCCUAUUUCGGUUCCAAGACUUUUGCUGAAAAGGCCGCUUGGGAUUUUGUUGAAAAUGAAAAGCCAAAUUUUACCCUUACUUCCAUUAAUCCUGUUUAUGUUUUUGGUCCUCAGAACACUCCACCUAAAACUAAGGAGUUAAAUUUAUCUGCUGCAAUGGUUGGUGACUUUUUGAAAUUGGGUCCGAAUGAUGAUGUGCCACAAAUGCAAACUGCCUAUAUUGAUGUUAGAGAUGUUGCUAAGGCACAUAUAAUAGCUUUUGAAAAAGACGAGGCACAGGGAAAAAGAUUCGUUCUUGCUGAUUGCUUUUUCGAUGGUCAAUUAAUUUUAGAUUUUAUUAACAAUAACUUUCCAGAACUCAAAGGUAAGCUACCAGUAGGAAAACCUGGUGAAUAUACAGCUUAUGGGCCAACAACUUUAAAUGAUUCAAAUGCAAGAUCUAUUUUAAAUAUUGAAUAUAUUAGUCUUGAAAAGUCUGUUGUUGAUACAAUCAAGCAGAUCGUUCAUCUCAAGGAAUGAGGAACGAGUCCAUUUGCAAGGAUUUUUUAAUCUUUUAGAAUAAUUUCCAAUUAAUAAAACUUUCGCUAUCCAGAAAUUUUUUCGCAGCAAGUGAGUGCAUUCCCACUUACUAAAUUUGUAUUUGUUUUGUUUACUAUUUAUACUUGC
Scheffersomyces amazonensis is the source of this 1617-nucleotide messenger RNA. Its product is annotated as SDR family oxidoreductase. Bases 454 to 1470 code for a protein of 338 amino acids. The transcript has a single exon. NCBI's taxonomy places the organism in Eukaryota, Fungi, Ascomycota, Pichiomycetes, Serinales, Debaryomycetaceae. The record is from RefSeq and is a predicted model, not a curated record. Gene Ontology annotation, molecular function: oxidoreductase activity, acting on the CH-OH group of donors, NAD or NADP as acceptor.